GGAAAUAUGGCUUGGCUUCAUUUCAGCCGAAAUCGCUUACCGUCCUGAACGUUACUUCAGCGACGAAUUUGUGCUUCAUGUCGUCAAUCGACCGCAUCUGCGAUUCCUUUCGACAAUCAAAGGGGUACUACUGCCGCUUCCAGAAGACCUCACAAUGAUGAGUGAUACGCCAUUCAAGGACCUGCAAGAACUUGAAAUCACAGCUAAAUACGAGACGCUCUGCUCACUCGUCCCUUGUCUGGAUCGUCUCACCAAAUUAAGUAUUUCCCUUGUGAGAGAUGCCGAUUGCCGAAUCAUCAAUGCAGCCCUUAGGUUGCUUUCCGUUUGCAAAGAGGUACAGACGCUAGAAGUAGAGGAGGGAUUUUACGACACUGAUCUCGACAACGAAAACUACAAAUGGUCGACAAUCGAGGGCUCCUCUCUGGCCAGCCUCGUCAACGGUUGCCAGAAACUAGAAGUCUUGGUCGUUACGAAAGAUAAUGAUGGUCCAUCCGCGUUCUCCCAGGAAGGCUUUACAGAAGCCAUUUAUGAAGAGAUUGCGAUGUGUCUCAACAAGCUAGUGCACAUACAUCUGGAUCUUCUUGAUCUCAAAACCGACGAGAGCACUGUAGUGGAGGAAACUGUAGUGACAGGCAUCUUUGAGAGGCAUUGCCCGAAUCUCGAGAUUUGCUUAAUCGGUCAUUGAUCUCCAUCUUCGGCGACAGUCUUCAUUCCAGAAGAUAUCGACCAGUCACCACUACCACCAUGUCUCAUGCCUCGCUCGGUCUUCUAGCCACUCACCUGAAGAUCUUGAGCUGGAUGCACAGGGUUUACAAUCCUGCUGUAAGAGACGAGAGCAACACCGACGAUCUUUGAGUACGGGCGCGCCGGAACUAGUCCAGCGGCGAACUCGUAAUUUAUCUGUCGAGACAAAACCGCGAUGCAAUGAUAG
Aplosporella prunicola CBS 121167 is the source of this 931-nucleotide messenger RNA. RefSeq lists its product as uncharacterized. The coding region runs from base 155 to 685 and encodes 176 amino acids. The transcript has a single exon. Lineage: Eukaryota; Fungi; Ascomycota; Dothideomycetes; Botryosphaeriales; Aplosporellaceae. The record is from RefSeq and is a predicted model, not a curated record.